Erigeron canadensis is the source of this 659-nucleotide messenger RNA. Its product is annotated as protein BRICK 1. The coding region runs from base 148 to 405 and encodes 85 amino acids. The transcript is spliced from 2 exons. NCBI's taxonomy places the organism in Eukaryota, Viridiplantae, Streptophyta, Magnoliopsida, Asterales, Asteraceae. Gene Ontology annotation, cellular component: SCAR complex. Gene Ontology annotation, molecular function: protein-containing complex binding. Gene Ontology annotation, biological process: cell motility; regulation of actin polymerization or depolymerization; actin filament organization. The record is from RefSeq and is a predicted model, not a curated record.
CAGAUUACCUUCAAAUCUGUUGCUUAAAUUACACAAAUCAUCAUCACCAAAACACCGAUUCCAUAACUUGAAUCUCAAAAUCAGAAUCUAACAUCUAUCUAUCUAUCUAUCUAUAUCAAAAUCAAAAUCAAUAAAUAAAUAAUAUAAAUGGCGCGAGCAGGUGGAAUAACAAACGCAGUAAAUGUAGGGAUAGCAGUUCAAGCUGAUUGGGAGAAUCGAGAAUUCAUUUCUCACAUCUCUCUCAAUGUUCGCCAACUAUUUGAUUUCCUUGUUCAAUUCGAGGCAACAACAAAGAGCAAACUGGCAUCGUUGAAUGAGAAACUGGAUACGUUAGAGCGUCGACUAGAAUUGCUCGAAGUACAAGUUAGUACCGCUACUGCCAAUCCGAAUUUAUUCAAGACUUGAUUCUGCUAGACUAUUAUCUAAUUCUAGAAAAAGAAAACAAAAGUUAAGGCCUAUAUGUGAGAGGCCGUGUUUAAAACUGUGAGCUGAUUAGCUUGUUUGAAUUACGGUGUGAUACGAUUAUUAUUUGCUUACGUUUCAUGUAUUUAGUUCUGUAGCUUAUAUCUGUGCAUGUUGUAAUUGGAAGAGUUCCCUUUCUGUUUGUUUUCGUAUUGAAUUUUGUUUUAAUGAAAAUUUGACUGCAGUUUGUUCUGUCA